CUACAUUUAAACACUCUAGGAACCACAAGUAGCCCAGCGCUCUGAGAACGAAGCGUUCUGCUGGGAGCAUAAGGAACUAUGAGGUCUUUAAGAUAAGAAGGAGCUUUAUCAUUGAGUACUUAUAGAUUGAAACCUGGAGAGAAGAACAGACCAAAGUGACUCCUGAGCGAAUAUAAGCGUCCGCCGGUGACGUCAUCGCGCACCCGUGCGUCUGCGCCGGUCAACCAGGAAAUGGUGGAGUAAAUACGAAGCUUGUCGACAGUUCGAAAACAGAAGAGCAACGGGUGAAGGUGUUGUGCGGCGCGUUGGUCAGAGAGCGUGGGUCACGUGCGGCGCGUGUAACGUCGGCUCCCAGUCCGUUCCUUCCCCCGUGCGUCGCAGCCAUGCCGUGCUCGCGCUCGCGCUCGUCGGCUUACACGCUGGGCCUCGGCCUGGGCUUCGUGACGCUGGGCACCAGUCGCAUCCUGCUGCUCAAGUUCUCCGCUAACGCAGAUAACAAGUAUGACUUCCUCCCUGCGUCGGCCAACCUUCUUGCUGAACUGCUCAAGCUCCUCUUGUGCUUGGUGAUGUCACUCAGGGUCAUCGUUCGAGAGGGACGCUCGUGCAGAGAGCUCGGCUGCUCCUCCAGCUCGUCCUUCCUCCGGUCCCUGAAGUGGGCCGUGCCUGCGUUCCUCUACUUCCUAGACAACCUCAUCAUCUUUUAUGUGAUGACCUACCUGCAGCCUGCCAUGGCAGUGCUGUUCUCAAACUUCGUCAUCCUGACCACAGCCGUCCUCUUCCGGAUUGUUCUGAAGAGGCGUCUGUCCUGGGUUCAGUGGGCAGCGUUGCUCGUCCUGUUCCUGUCCAUUGUUUCCUUGACGACUGGAUCAGGAAGCAGCCAGAACUCCAUAGCUGUGCCAGGCCUCCGCUCCAACCCCCACGCCACCCCCUCCAACUCCUGCAGGCUCUACACCCAGCUGCUGGAGCAGAUGAGGAACAGCAGUGCCAGUGCGUCGUGGGUGUCGUCCCUGCCCGGACAGGAGUGGAGAGCCAGAAUGCUCCAGAAGCUUCGCUCUUUGGGCGUGGGUCACAUCCUGCUCCUCCUCCAGUGCUUCAUCUCUGCCAUGGCCAACAUCUACAAUGAGAAGAUCCUCAAAGAUGGAGAGCAGCUCACGGAGAGCAUCUUCAUCCAGAACAGUAAACUCUAUGCCUUUGGGGUGAUGUUCAACGGUCUGACCCUGGGGCUCGGCAGCGAGGCCCGAGGCCUCACCGUGCACUGUGGCCUCCUCCAUGGGCAUAACGUCUACUCCCUGGGCCUGGUGCUGGUCACCGCUGCUUUGGGUUUGUCUGUGGCCUUCAUCUUGAAAUUCAGAGACAACAUGUUCCACGUGCUGACGGGACAGAUCACCACCGUUCUGGUUACCGCCCUCUCCCUCUUCCUGUUCAACUUCCAGCCCUCACUGGACUUCUUCCUCCAGGCUCCAAUGGUGCUGCUGGCCAUCUUUAUCUACAACGCCAGUCGGCCCAAAGACCCAGAAUACUGCCUUCAGCAGGAGAAACUGCGGGUCAUCAACGGCGAGGUGUUCGAGAGGUCCAGAGGGGACGGCGAAGAACUGGAGCUGCUGGCGAAGCCCAACACAGACAGUGAAUCUGAGGAGGAGUCUUUGUAGCAUGUAGUCCUGUCGCUGAGCACGGAGGGUUAGGACUCGUGCUCCUGGACACAGGACGACCACGGAUACGGGUCCAUUUUUACCGGAGCAGCUGUCACAUGAGCCACGACACUGUGGUGGUGGUCACCGAAAGAGACUAGUGUGAACGUCUGGAAGCGCAACAGGCCUUAAACUUGGCAGCACCUCGAUGUUUUACUGCUGCUGUGAAGAUGAACCCUUUUCUUCUUGUGCCAUAAUGUAUAAAUACUAAUCUGAGAAUAAACUGCUAGUGGAUCAGA
Molecule: messenger RNA, 1927 nt
Organism: Betta splendens (Siamese fighting fish)
Lineage: Eukaryota; Metazoa; Chordata; Actinopteri; Anabantiformes; Osphronemidae
Gene: slc35a5
Product: solute carrier family 35 member A5
Exons: 10
Coding region: 384-1649 (421 amino acids)
Biological process (GO): pyrimidine nucleotide-sugar transmembrane transport
Cellular component (GO): Golgi membrane
Molecular function (GO): pyrimidine nucleotide-sugar transmembrane transporter activity
Source: RefSeq, a predicted model, not a curated record